AUAGUAAUCCCAAACAGGCAGUCAACAGCAAAGAGGUCUCACUGGAGGAAUCAAAAUGAGCCUGUCGUCCGUGAUCAAAGCUUUCGGAUCUCUGUGUCUGCUGGUUGUGGAUGGAUUUCCAGUUUCUGAAGGUGAAUCUCCAAAGAUCAUUGGGCCAGAACACGUCAAAAUAAGAGCUCAGCCAGGUGAUCAGCUGUUUCUUCACUGUGAAGCGACUGCAAACUGUGAAGAUGUUACACUCAUCUAUUGGCUCGUCAAUGACUCCUUCCCUGAAGACACCCCCAGCAAUAGCAGAAUAGUAGAAUUAGAGGAAUCAUCUCUAGACGAUGGUGCGAUCCUACAGAGGAGUUUGCUGUUGAAGAAAGUCACGCCAGAGGACCUCAAAUCCACCUUCACCUGUGUCGUGUCAAACGCUACUGGAAUGACUCAGAAGAAUGUAACGUUAACAGCAGCAGUUACUAACGACUGUCAUGGAGGAAAAAAGAGGCAGGUUAACGCUCUGAGACAUGUUUGACUUGCAAACAACUUUCACAAGAGCCAACUGUAUCUGUGAAUGUACUAUUCUGUGCCAUAUUGUUGGUUUGAGAAAACUCUGCAGAAGAAACGUACAAAACUUGGGGUGCAUUUGGUUCCACAAUAGUGGAUCUCUUUCCUAUGAUGGGUUCCAAUCAGUGAGACAAGCUGUGUUAAAAUGUAAGAAGCCACUCCUUUUGAUCCUUUGGGAGGGAAAACUAGAGUACAUUACUGUCCUCUCCUGGUAAAGAUUUCAUGCAUUUUGAGAACCACCAUGUUUAUCCAAGAAACACAACGUCCAGAGGCAACACUUGUGGAACUGCAUGCACCCUAAAUUACUGCCAUUUAGAUGACUCUACUACACAAAGCUAAUAUUUACUGACUGCAGAAUAUAUAUAGAAUAUUGUAACAGUUAAUUGCUGAGCUAUGUGCUAUGAUUGUGCAUCAUUUCAGUGUCUGUGUUCGUUGGCAAUAAAUACACAUGGUUUGCUAAGAGA
Molecule: messenger RNA, 1010 nt
Organism: Epinephelus lanceolatus (giant grouper)
Lineage: Eukaryota; Metazoa; Chordata; Actinopteri; Perciformes; Serranidae
Product: interleukin-1 receptor accessory protein-like
Source: RefSeq, a predicted model, not a curated record